Messenger RNA from Funneliformis mosseae, 321 nucleotides. NCBI's taxonomy places the organism in Eukaryota, Fungi, Glomeromycota, Glomeromycetes, Glomerales, Glomeraceae. The record is from the annotation of a GenBank genome assembly.
AUGUCAAAAAUAGAAAAAGUGUUUAUUGAAGAAAGAAAAGUUGUUAAAGAUAAAGAUGAUAUUCUUAAAUUAGGUAAAAAAGAGUUAAAAGAAGUAUCUGAAAAAUUAAAAGACAAAGAAGGAGUUUUUCUCUUAGAAAAAGAUAGUAAUUCUCAAAGUAAAGAAGAAACACCUCUUUCUAUUCCUCAUGAAUCACCAAUACCAAAGGAUAUUAAUAAAAAUAAAAAUGUUUAUGAGUUUAAUGAAAAUGAGCAAAAAGCUUUUUCUCUUUCUGAUUUGAAACAAUUAAAACAAUUUUUUAUUCAAAAUGAGAUAAAAAAU